This is a messenger RNA of Lepisosteus oculatus (spotted gar), 4096 nucleotides long. RefSeq names its product collagen, type IX, alpha 1b (gene col9a1b). The record is from RefSeq and is a predicted model, not a curated record. Lineage: Eukaryota; Metazoa; Chordata; Actinopteri; Semionotiformes; Lepisosteidae. Gene Ontology annotation, biological process: extracellular matrix organization. Gene Ontology annotation, molecular function: extracellular matrix structural constituent conferring tensile strength.
UGUGCUGGCCAGCAGUGGACCACCUACAGAAGCAAUAUGUAGGAAAAGCCUUCAGACAUAUCAGCCUCUGGGCACAUGGGCAUUCUUCCAGACUUCAGUGAACUGGACACCAGGCCCUGGAGACAUUAGGAAGAACAAACUGAACAUCGUUGUCCGGUCCUGCAGGGCUCUGGCAUGGGGGAGCUGAUAAGGGAAAAACUUGUGUUCAUCUUCCUUCUUGGUUGCUUGAUUCAAAAAUGCUUUGCCACCGUGCAACACUCCCAGAGAUUUCCUCUUUCUGCGGGUGCAAUUCAAAGCCAGCUAAGAACUUGUCCUCAGAUAAAAGUCGGAGAGGACGAUUUACCAGGUUUUGAUGUUAUUUCCCAGUUUCAUUUAGGCACCGCAACGACUGGAGGAACAAUCCAGCGGGUGGUCGGAUCAACCCCUUCGCAGGUUGCGUACAUAGUGGGACCCGAAUAUAGCUUCAGGUUACAAACAAGGGCCGCCUACCCUUUUGGGCUGCCGGAAGAAUUUUCUUUUCUUGCCACUUUCCGGAUGAGUGGGAGCACCUUACAUAAGAACUGGAAUAUUUGGCAGAUCCAAGAUGCCUUCGGAAACGAGCAACUUGCAGUAAGAAUGAACGGGAAGACGCGCUCGGUGGAGUUCUCCUGCGCAAGAGCCGAUCACAGCCUGCAGACCGCCGUUUUCUCUUUCAUACCGUCCCUGUUCGACUCUCAGUGGCACAAGAUCUUGCUAAGUGUGGAAACGGGAUCAGUGACCCUUUUUGUUGACUGCGAUUUGAUUGACUCUCAAAAGAUAUCCCCGAGAGGCGGGGUGAACCUCGAUGGCUUUUCUUCGAUUGGAAAAUUAAAGGAUAACGCUGCGGUGGCAGUUCCGUUUGAACUUCAGUGGAUGCUGAUUCACUGCGAUCCACAACGGCCUCAGAGGGAGACGUGCGAUGAGCUUCCAGCCAGAAGAUCGAUUGCUCAGGCGGAGGUUGAGCGGGGCCUUCCCGGCCCGAGGGGUCCGCCCGGCCCGCCGGGUCCUGCCGGGGUCCCUGGGAUCGAUGGCAUAGAUGGAGACAGAGGUCCCGAUGGCCCAACUGGUCCUCCGGGUCCUGAUGGGGAUCCAGGUAAAAGCGGCUCGCCGGGAUUGCCAGGAGAGCCCGGGGCUGAUGGAUUAACUGGGCCUGAUGGAGAUGCAGGUCCACCUGGUACAUCAGGUCAGAAAGGUGAACCGGGAAAGGCUGGUCUCCGUGGAGCAGCAGGUUCAGGCCCUGAUGGACCACCUGGCCCACCUGGUCCAGGAGGACUUCCAGGGGAACUAGGACGCGCUGGACCCAUUGGAGACAUUGGAGUCAGAGGCCCCCCAGGACCCCCUGGCCCCCCAGGACCACGAGGUGCUCCUGGAUUUCGUGAGAGCACUGGAGAGCUAUGUCCCAAUGCCUGCCCUCCUGGGCCAUCUGGCCAUCCUGGUCUUCCAGGUAUGAAGGGCCACAAAGGUGUAAAAGGAGAAUCUGGUGAACCAGGAAAGCAGGGGCACAAGGGAGAAGAGGGGGAUCAAGGAGCCCCAGGGGAGAUCGGAGCUCAAGGCCCACCAGGUCCCCAGGGUACUAGAGGAAUCACCGGCAUGAUGGGGCCGAAGGGCGAGAGGGGACCUCGGGGACAUGAUGGGGAGCCAGGGCCUCAAGGAGUUCAGGGAGCCGCAGGUGAUCAAGGACAGAGAGGUGUGAUGGGUGAGGUUGGGCCAAAAGGAGACCAGGGCCCUCAAGGUCCAAGAGGAAUUACAGGUCUACCUGGUCCCAAAGGAGAAUCUGGAUUACCAGGAGUGGAUGGUCGUGAAGGGAUUCCUGGACUGCCAGGGACAAAGGGCAAUCCUGGAAAACCAGGAGCUCCAGGAGAAGCUGGCCUGCAGGGUCUUCUCGGCUUGCCUGGUGCACCUGGACCAAAAGGUGUUAGUGGUGAGAAGGGCAAUGCUGGUGACCCAGGCUUAAUCGGCACUAUGGGAUCUUCUGGCAAAACGGGGGAACGAGGAGAGCAAGGUGAAGUCGGCCCUGUUGGACCAAGAGGUGGGCCAGGUGAUAGAGGAGAACAGGGCCCCCCUGGUCCUCCAGGAAAACCAGGCCCCCGUGGUCCUAAAGGUGACCUUGGUUUGCCAGGGCUGCCCGGUCCAGCUGGCCUACCUGGAGUUAAAGGAGACAGGGGUGCUGUGGGUCAAACUGGUCCUAAAGGAGAACAAGGAGAUCCAGGUGCAGAGGGCACACCAGGAGAGAAGGGAGACCAAGGUGACCAAGGAGAACCUGGACCGAAAGGAUCAACUGGCAGUCCUGGGGAACCGGGCAAUCGCGGACCCGAAGGAAGUCGAGGGCAGCCUGGAGUCGAGGGCCCCCCUGGCUCUCCGGGCCCUCGGGGAAUGCAGGGAGACCGCGGUGUGCCUGGCCUGCCGGGGUCCCAGGGGCCAGCGGGUAAAGAGCCAAGUGACCAGCAUAUAAGACAAGUCUGCAUGCGCGUGAUGCAGGAGCAGCUGGCUCAGCUGGCGGCCAGUCUGCGCAGGCCUGAGUCUGGGGCUGCUGGCCUGCCUGGCCGGCCUGGGCCUCCUGGUCCUCCUGGUUCCCCUGGAGACAGCGGCUUUCCUGGGCAAGCUGGAGCUCGAGGAUUACCAGGCCUUAAGGGGCCUCCAGGCCUCAUCGGCCUCAAGGGACCCAAAGGUGAAAUGGGAGACAAAGGAGAGAGAGGAGUCACGGUACGAGGGCCUAAAGGGUUGCCUGGGCCUCCUGGCCUGCCAGGUGAGCCGGGGAGACCCGGCUACGGCCGGGACGGGCGUGAUGGCGAGAGGGGUCCACCCGGGCUACCUGGACAGCCUGGCAUUCCUGGGCCUCCCGGUCCUGCUGGUCCCAACGGCUACUGCGACCCAUCAGCCUGCAACCUGCAAGCCAUUGCGGCACCACAGUCUCUGAAGGACUCCAACAUGAAGGGACCCUGAGCUGGUCCCUGAGCCGACGGCUGCGGCCGACCUGCAGUACGGUCCCGAGAACUGAAAGAGAGACAGAGAGCUCUCCCACACGGAUUUCACAAAGACAAACUGCCCGUCUUUAACACUGUAUUAUUUCUUAACACUUAAAUUUCUUCCUUUAAUGUGAUGGUACUCCAUAAGCGUUGAUUUUUUUUUACUUUCAAAACAUUUUUUUUACAAAAUGAUCCCAAUAAUUUAAAUUUCAGUUCUGAGAAUGCCCCCGUUUCCAGUGCUUGUGUGGACCCUAUGCUAAAAUGUGCAGUCAGUUAUUAGUGAAAUACCAAAGAAGAAAUAUGACUUACCUCAGCUGUAAUUUUUGCCUUCUGUGUACUGUAUAAUAAAGGUCCCUAGAAGCAAACUGAAUUCUUUUUAGACAAAGUGAAUUUCAUUUUGUCAUGUGUAUGUACCAUAUUGUAUACUACAGCUAACAACCAGAGACCUGACAGCAUUAUUACUCUGUACAGAAAUGAAAUGCAGACUACCCAUGUAAAACGGAAAAUGAGCAACACAGAUGUAUGGGAAUCUCUGUAAAUUUGUGAUUUCUGGAUCUAUUCCAAUUACAUUUAAUGCCAAAUGACUUUCUUAAGGUUCAGUGGUUAUUUUCUUUAACAUCUUUUCUUAGCAGCUCAUCGGAAAAUGUCAGCCUCUGUUCAGAGUCCUGUGUGGCACUAGCAUGCUGGGAAUACAGUAAUCCACUUUUAUCAGAUAUGUUUAGGAAUUAUCCAGAAGUUAAGUUUUAUAAUGAUAUUAUUUAUUAUACAAAGGUCUAACGAAACAUUUAUGGCUGUACAAAAGCAGAAACAAUAAACACAAAUUUUAAUAAAGUUUUGCAUGUCUUUGUAUGAAUGGCACAUUCAUAAUAAAGGUAGGCAGCUGUGGAUGUGUGUACAUUUUAACUUUGCCCUAACUUUGUUUCGGCGAUUCUUAAACUGUCAGAACCAAGUCCCACAAAUUACAUGGGAUUUCUAAACGGAGAACCAUAAUCAGCAUUUUACUUUGUAUUCUUUCAAGAUCCCUGAAGACAGAGUUGCUACUUCAGAAAAAAUGUGUGGUUGUCAUGGGGAUAUGUAAUCAUAUCAAAUCAAUAAUUAAAAGUAAAACUUAA